Fulvia fulva is the source of this 966-nucleotide messenger RNA. Its product is annotated as Citramalyl-CoA lyase, mitochondrial. The coding region runs from base 1 to 966 and encodes 321 amino acids. Lineage: Eukaryota; Fungi; Ascomycota; Dothideomycetes; Mycosphaerellales; Mycosphaerellaceae. The record is from RefSeq and is a predicted model, not a curated record. The transcript is spliced from 2 exons. Gene Ontology annotation, biological process: oxaloacetate metabolic process. Gene Ontology annotation, molecular function: magnesium ion binding; catalytic activity.
AUGGCAGCCACAAACGUUGCAAAGCAGACCAUCCGUCGGGCACAGCUAUAUGUCCCCGGCUCCUCCAUGCGCUUCCUCGAAAAGUCCCGGGGCAUAGCAGCCGUCGACUCCAUCGCCUACGACCUCGAAGACUCCGUAACCCCCAGCAAAAAGCCCGAAGGCCGCCAGAACGUCCUCGAAAUCCUGAACCGUGACCGCGCCCCAGGAAUCCGCGAACAAGCCGUCCGGAUCAACGCCGUGGACUCUGGCUACGCCUUAGACGACCUAACCACGAUCCUGAAAGGCAAGAACCUCGACGCCAUCGUCGUCCCCAAAGUCGACGCCCCCAAAGAUCUCCACUUCGUCACGGACGUGCUUCGACAAAUCCUUCCCGAACGCCAUUCCGCUGGCUCAACGAACCCCAUCAAGAUCGUCGCCUUAGUAGAAUCCGCCCGAAGCGUAAUGAAUCUCAACUCCAUCUGCGCCGCAUCCCCCUACCUCUCCGGCCUAACCUUCGCCGCCGAAGACUUCGCCAUGGACCUCUCCCUAACCCGGACCCCCUCCCUGCACGAAUUCCUCUACGCCCGCUCCGCCAUCGUGACCGCCGCGCGCGCCCACAACCUCCCCAGCACCAUCGACCUCGUGUCCACGACGUUCCGCGGCGAGGAAGGGAAGCGGCAACUCAGGGAGGAGUCUGAGAAUGGGAAGCGGUUUGGGUUUAAUGGGAAGCAGUGCAUUCAUCCCGAUCAGGUCGGGGUUGUGCAGGAGGUUUUUAGCCCGGGGGAGAAGGAGGCGGAGUGGGCGGUGAGGGUGGUGGUUUGUGAUGAGAAGGCGGAUAGGCAGGGGAGGGGGGCGUGGACGUUGGAUGGGAAGAUGAUUGAUGUGCCGGUGGUGGGGAAGGCGAAGGCUAUUGUGGCGAGGGCGGAGGUUUGUGGGUUUGAUGUUGCGGCGUUGAAGGAGAGGUUUAAGGACGAGGAGCCGCAGUGA